CGAAGACUGAAGACUUAGAUGAUUCAUCUUAUCCCAGGUCGUAUUUUGAACAUUGGUUUGACCUAUAUAUUUUUACUGAAUACACCUGAAUGACCACAUUUAUGAAUUAUUUGACAUGUUGACACUUCUGCUUUUCACUGCCAUCUGUUUGGAUAGCACUUUUGGAGACAGCUCAUCCAUAAAAAAAGAAUUUUCUGUUCAACCAGGCGGUAAAAAGUAUUCAUCGACAAUUGAAAGGGAUGGAAUAAAAUGUACUUUCACUUAUGAGUGCCAAGGUGGGACGAACGAGAAGUGGCAUAUGAUUCUUUCGAAGAUUCGAGAUGAUAAAGGGUACGGCUGUGUUGUGGAACGUUCUGGUAGUCAAACAAGUUACAUAUACUUUCAAAGCUUCAAGCUAGAUGUAACGCCGCCUGUAGAAGCUUUGUCUGCUUCUGCAUUUGUAAGUUACCCGGAUUAAAGUACUAUUCUCAAGGGUAACAAUAAUCAACCAUUGUCAGCUGAGGAAUACUAUUUCAACAAAAAUGAACGUUAUGUAUCACAUGUCAGUGGAAAGUUCAAAGCAGCAUUAACUCGUCUCUCCCUGGAGUUUGUUUCCACACCUAUGAAGCCAGA
Messenger RNA from Schistosoma rodhaini, 612 nucleotides. Lineage: Eukaryota; Metazoa; Platyhelminthes; Trematoda; Strigeidida; Schistosomatidae. The record is from the annotation of a GenBank genome assembly.